AUGGCUCCCUUCCGUCUCGACGAGGGCUUUUCGGAGGAUGCGUCAAGUCAAGAUGAACAUGGGCGCAUGUCUGCGGCCACAGCCGCCCGCUUCCAGGAAUGGGUCAUGGCGCAGAAUGAACAGGCGCGCGCCGAGAUUGCAUACGAAGUUUUACGAACACUGCGGACCUCCAAUAUCGCGGCUGUGGUUGAGAGGCUGACGCCGCUCCUGCAUAUCGACCCAUUGGAGAAACUGCCUCCAGAGAUCACUUCACAGAUAUUCUCCUACCUGGAUGCAGAGACCCUGCUGAUCGCUUCACUGGCUUCAAAGACAUGGAGGGCGCGCAUUUUGGACGCGAUGCUGUGGCAGGACCUGUACAAGAAGGAGGGUUGGGGCCUAAACACAAAGGAGAUCAGACAGUUUGAAAGCGCUCUCAUGCGACAAGAGUUUAAAAAGGCAAGAACACAGUUGCCGGGCCAGCCUCAGCUGAAGAAACGAGCAACCUCCGACUGGUUGGAGUCGAGAGGACGUAAAGUCUCUGCGGACGUCUCUCAGUGGCGAGAGCAGCAUGGCGUGAUCGAGGCCGACACAGACAUGCAAUCCGAAUCGACUGAUGACCAGGAAAUGCAAGACGCUCCCACCAGCAUUCAGAACUCUCCACAGCGGCCAAACAAGAGACAAAGUGCAGACUCGGGCGAUGAGAUGGACUAUUUGUCGGAUGCACUCCCUGGAGAGGACGCUCAUUCAGGGAGCAGAAGCGGCCGCUCCCUCGACCCUCCGAUCAAGACACGACUCGUCACCCAUGAUGGCAAUGGCGAGGAAAGACUGAACUGGAUCCAUCUUUACAAGCAGCGCCAGAAGCUUGAACAGAACUGGACCAAAGGUCGGUAUGCUACCUUCCAGCUCCCUCAUCCCUCAUACCCUCAGGAAGCACAUACCGAGUGUGUCUACACCGUCCAAUUCUAUGGGAAAUGGUUGGUGAGCGGCAGUCGGGACAAGACGCUACGAGUUUGGGACCUUGAGACCCGUCGGUUAAGGGGAAAGCCUCUAUCUGGCCACUCUCAGUCGGUGCUGUGUCUUCAAUUCGACCCGACUGAGAAAGAAGAUGUCAUCAUUUCCGGCAGCAGUGACGCCAGCGUCAUAAUCUGGCGGUUCUCGACCGGCCAGAAGAUCCACGAAAUCCCCUCCGCACACGAAGAGUCCGUUCUGAAUCUGAGAUUCGACCAUCGAUAUUUAGUCACCUGCUCGAAAGAUCGACGCAUCAAAAUCUGGAACCGAAAAGUCUUGGCCGCGACGGACAAAGACUACCCUGAGAUCGGGCGCGACAGUCAAGCACGGGUACCGUCAUACAUCGUCAACACGGCGGAGAUGGAGCCGUCUCUCUUAGAGGCCAGACUCGCCAACGGCACGAUCCGAGCCCUGAAACCAUAUAUGCUCCUCCUGACCCUGGAAGGACACAGUGCGGCCGUCAACGCCAUUCAGAUCAACGGCGAUCUCAUUGUGUCUGCCUCGGGUGAUAGGCUCAUCAAAGUCUGGAAUGCCAAGAAUGGAAAGCUGCUCCGAACGCUACAGGGUCAUCAGAAGGGAAUCGCUUGCGUCCAGUUUGACAGCAAACGAAUCGUCAGUGGGAGUAGUGACAACACCGUACGGAUAUAUGACCCCUAUACCAGCGCCGAGGUGGCCGAGCUUAAAGGGCACACCAAUCUUGUGCGGACCGUACAAGCUGGAUUUGGUGAUCUCCCGGGCAGUGACGAGGAGGACUCGACCCAAGCAAGAGCGGCUGAAAGGAAAUACCUCGAAGAUCUUGCGCAAGGUAAUAUUGUCGAAGACAGAGGACACAAUCGACGCGUCAGGAGUGGUGUUGAAGGAACUUCUCGACUCGCAUUGGGUUCCAGAUUACCUCCCGGUGGAGGUGGCAGCAAAUGGGGCCGGAUCGUCUCGGGCUCAUACGACGAGACAAUCAUUAUAUGGCGCAAGAAUGCCUCGGGAGAUUGGGUUAUUGGACAAGUGUUACGGCAAGAGUCGCCGUCGGAAAACGAAAACACGCGCUCUCGCUCACGACACAACGCCGCCGCUGGUCACCCUGCUGUACAGCACCACCCGCUACCAGUGAUGCAUCCACCUCCGAACUUGGCUCCGCCCACGACGUCGCAUCCGCCUCCACCACUCCAACUGGUGCCUCCCGCCAGCACCGGACCUGCUGGCGCAGCUCAUCCGGCCGUCGCGACAGCGUCUCACAUUGUCCAGCAAGCAAUGGGGACGUCGAUCGCCAGUCUUGGUGCAGGUCUUUCCAACGUCAUGAGCAUAGGCAGAGUGCUGAAUGGGUCAGCCGGCCCUGGAGCUCCACGGAACAGCCUGAAUUUCACUGGCAGCUUUAGCUCCAGCUCUACAAUCAACGGAAACAGUGCACAAAGUCUAGCACAGGCCACUGCGGCGCACACUCAGGCAGCUGUCUCCCAAAUUGUGCAGAACGCUAUCAUGCAGGCCCGGUCUCAGCAAACGCAGAAUCAGCAGUCAUCCAAUGCCAACACGGGGACGUCAACGGGUAGUCAAAACCAAGCUCAGCAGCAACAGCAGCAACAGAACCCUCUUCCACAUCAUCCAGCUCCUGCUCCUGCUCCUGCUCACCCUCAACCAGGACUGGCCCCCGCAGCAGCUAUAGCGCAACCGCAAGUAGCUCUCCAGCAAGCCCAGCCGCCCCAAAUAAACGCAGCUCAAGCUCCAGCUCCCGCGAAUAAUAACCAAAAUGCCGCCGGCAACGGCAACAUCGCAGAUGGCAGUAACAACACGAACGGGGCAAACAACCAAAAUAAUGCCGUCUCUCGCGUGUUCAAACUGCAGUUCGACACCCGUCAAAUUGUGUGCUGUUCGCAGGACAGCCGCAUUGUCGGGUGGGACUUUGCCAAUGGGGAUCCCGAGAUUAUUGAGGCUUGUAGAUUCUUUGUCGGGCCGUGA
Molecule: messenger RNA, 2934 nt
Organism: Fonsecaea multimorphosa CBS 102226
Lineage: Eukaryota; Fungi; Ascomycota; Eurotiomycetes; Chaetothyriales; Herpotrichiellaceae
Exons: 1
Coding region: 1-2934 (977 amino acids)
Molecular function (GO): protein binding
Source: RefSeq, a predicted model, not a curated record